Panicum virgatum (switchgrass) is the source of this 2136-nucleotide messenger RNA. RefSeq lists its product as uncharacterized. NCBI's taxonomy places the organism in Eukaryota, Viridiplantae, Streptophyta, Magnoliopsida, Poales, Poaceae. The coding region runs from base 252 to 1802 and encodes 516 amino acids. The transcript is spliced from 9 exons. The record is from RefSeq and is a predicted model, not a curated record.
AUUUCGCAAGUCCCAGGUCAUUUGUCGCUGCCGGUCCAUCCCUCUCCUCCACCCAUCCCCACAGCUUCUAGCCAGGUCCAGUGUCGCCGGCGCGGCCCUCGGACGCCACGCCUCCUCCACUCCUUCCUUCCCCUUGCCGGCGUCUCAGGCGCUCCGCUUCCUCCUCGCACCAGGGAGGGGGACAAGAACAAUCCUUCAGCAGUCUUCUCGGUUCUAACGCCUCCCUUCUCUACCGACCAAUAUAGUACAAGAUGGCUCCCGGCCGGAAGGUAGGAUCAGGCAAACGGCAACCAGCAGAACAAGAACUAACAGAUUAUGAGAAAGAAAGAACAUUAAAUAUCAUGAGGAACAACCAGAGGAUUCAAGAACUUGGUAUGUUAAAGUUGAAGUCAAUCCUUAGCCAAACAGCUGCACCGUUAAACACCAAGGAGAGGGGUACUGCAGGCACAAAUAAUAACAAGAAGGCGAGAGGUACUGCAGUAUCAGAUUCUUUGUAUCAGCCUGAAGAGAAUGACGACUCUGAAGAAGAAGGCGUUGAAAAGAGUUCAAAUGAUACUACUAGAAUGCCAUUCGGAGGAGCAAGAACGAAGAGAGUCAUGGCACCAGGGGGACAAGGCCUACCUGCUAGAGUCACUAGGCAGAAGACAAGAGCGUCGGCUUCAACUCACGAAGACCUUCCUGCCACAGAUGUUGCAUUGGUACCACCAAGGUCUCCUGCCCAACAUGAGGACCCUCUUCUAAUGGACGAUGAAGUUGAACAUACUACCAUCACAGAGCAAGUGCAUAGGGGAAGAACUUUGGGAAAAGGACUUGAGAGGAUAAGCAGAGGCUUAGGCACUAAGUUAGCAAUCCACAUUUCUGAAGGGAACAAACGGCCAGAGACACCAAUGCAAGCUGCAAAGCUUGCAUCAGAGGGAGGGAUUGUUCUUAGGCAACACAUACCUAUCCUUCCACACUGGAAGGAGUACAAGAAGGAUCCCUCUAUCCUUACAGACUACAUUGGCAAAGUUGCUGUUCAAUUUACCAUGGACACCAAUUCUAAGCCAGUCAAAGAUGCAUGUGUUGACAUGCUCAAGGGUGGGCAACGUCAAAUGAGACACAGGCUCAAAAAACAGUACUUUGAUGAUGUCCCGGCUAAUCAAGUUAGAACUACAUCGCCGGUGAAUAGUAUGACUGAUGAGCAAUGGAGAGCCUUGGUGGCAAUGUGGUCAAGCCCAAGACACAAGGAGAAGUGCCAGAAAUACAAACUGAAUCGUGAGUUUGUUAAGUUACAGCAGCGCACAGGCUCUCGGUGCUACAUUGCACACCGCUUUGCUGUGACCGAAAUGCUAUAUCCCGAUGCACCACCCAAUGCAAUUGAACUUUUCAAGGAGUGCCAUCUUAGCAAAAAGAAAGGCCUUGCUGAGCCAGUCCAGAAGGCUAUUGAUGACAUGAACGCUAUUAUGGCAGCUCCAGUUGAAGAUGAACAGCAACCCAAUACUGCAAUUGAAGCAGUUUCUCAAGUUCUACCAUCAAGUAAAUUCCUUCAAAAUGUAGGCCUUCAGCCAGCCUUGAAGAAAAGAUCUAGCCGAGCUGAAACUUUGCGUGUGCAAGAGCUUGAAGCGCAACUUGAGAAGGAGAAACAAGACAAAGAGGAACUUCGACAAAAGCUUGAUGGUCAACAACAAGAGAUAGACAACCUAAAGAAACAGUCAGAAGAAGCAAGACAGAAGCAUCUAGAAGAUGUUGGAGAUCUCAAGAAGCAAUUAGAAGAAAACAAUGCUCUCCUUCGUGGUUUGAUCAGCUUCAAUCAGAGUCAGUAAUAGGUGAAUACUUAUCCCUAACGUGGUUUAUGCUUUCAUGGGACUAUGGUAUUUUGGGAAUAUUAUAGCUAACUUUGGAUCUAGGAGUUGAUGUGUCUAGAUGUGAACACUAGGUCCUUUUUGGCUUGAAGUGCCAUACUGCUCUGCUGUUUUGUGAACCUGUUGGUUGCCAAAUGUGCAAAAUGUGAAGAUCCUGUUAUGUGUGUGGAUCUAGAUGGUGGUUGUCAUAUUUUGUGAGAUGGUUCUGUUGGUGGAAUAUAUGGAUUAUUGCUAUGUCAAUGAACUAUUGAACUGUGAUAAUAUUAUGUGAAUGAAGUAUGGUUAUGUUAUUCUA